CACCUUCGGUCCUUCCCUUCUCUCCUUCUCUUUGCCUCCCCCUUCCUCUCUCUCUCUCUCUCCUACUUCGCUCUCAUUCAGACAACUCGUUCCUCAGAAAGGUAGAUGGACGAAGGAUCAACCGGAGCCUUGGUUCCGGCGGUGAAGACGGAGCCUCUGUCUUCGACGAUUUCAGCGCCGUCAAUUCCCGAUUGCUCACUCGCGGAGCUCGACACUGUCGGCGAAGCUUCAGCUCAGUUGGAUAAGGACUUCCUCUGCCCGAUUUGCAUGCAGAUCAUUAGGGAUGCGUUCCUCACUGCCUGCGGCCACAGUUUCUGCUAUAUGUGCAUCAUCACUCAUCUCCGCAACAAGAGCGAUUGCCCUUGCUGUGCUCAACAUCUCACCUCCGUCCAGCUGUUUCCUAACUUCUUGCUUGACAAGCUACUGAAGAAGACGUCUGCUCAUCAAAUAGCAAAAACUGCAACCCCCAUUGAACUUUUUCGCCGUGCUUUACAAGAGGGCUGUGAUGUAUCAAUUAAGGAGUUGGAUUCCCUCUUGUCAAUGCUUUCUGAGAAGAAGAGAAAGAUGGAACAAGAAGAAUCUGAUAGAAAUAUGAAUAUAUUAACAGAUUUCUUACAUAUCCUGAGGAAGCAAAAAGUUAGCGAGCUCAAUGAGGUGCAAACUGAUCUUCAGUUUAUUAAGGCGGACAUAAGUGCAGUGGAGAGACAUAGGAUGGAACUUUAUUGUGCAAGGGACAGGUAUUCUAUGAAGCUACAUAUGGCUGGAGAUGAUAUGAAAGCUAGAGAACCUUGGUCGUCAUUAACAGAUAAGAGAAAUGAUGGGCCUACCUCUACUUCUUUGAACACCUGGGGUGUUGUAUCUGCUGGAAAUUUUCAAAAUAAGAAAGCAGAUUCAAGGAGUCAAGUCAGCACUUAUGGACUCUACAGAAAGGAUGCAUUAAAUAGGCCAGAACCACAAGCGAAUCAUACUGGUCUUUCUGUUGCAAGGAAAAAACGGGUCCAUGCUCAGUUCAAUGACCUACAAGAAUGUUAUCUGCAAAAGCGACGUCAGCUGCCAAAUCAACUGCUAGACCAGCAGGAAAAGGAUAAAAAUGUUAUACACAGAGAAGGAUAUACUGCAGGCCUUUCAGAUUUUCAAUCAGUAUUGACUACCUUCACGCGAUACAGUCGCUUGAGAGUCAUUGCUGAACUUAGACAUGGAGAUAUAUUUCACUCCACCAACAUAGUAUCAAGCAUUGAAUUUGACCGAGAUGAUGAAUUAUUCGCUACUGCUGGAGUUUCUCGAUGCAUAAAAGUGUUCGACUUCUCUUCGGUUGUAAAUGAAUCUACUGAUGUCCACUGUCCUAUAGUGGAAAUGUCAACACGUGCAAAACUAAGUUGUUUGAGUUGGAACAAACUAUCAAAAAACAUUAUAGCUAGCAGCGACUACGAGGGUGUGGUAACAGUUUGGGAUGUAAAUAGAGGGCAGAGUGUGUUGGAGUAUGAAGAGCAUGAAAAACGUGCUUGGAGUGUUGAUUUUUCAUGUACCGAACCGUCAAGGUUGGUGUCUGGUAGUGAUGAUUGCAAGGUCAAAGUUUGGUGCAUGAAGCAGGAGAACAGUGUCCUUGAUAUCGACAUGAAGGCCAAUAUCUGUUGUGUCAAAUUCAAUCCUGGAUCCAGCAAUCACAUUGCAGUUGGUUCAGCAGAUCAUAAUAUUCAUUAUUAUGACCUAAGAAAAAUCAGCCAUCCACUUCACGUCUUCACUGGUCACAAGAAAGCUGUCUCAUAUGUAAAAUUUUUAUCGAACAGUGAGCUAGCCUCUGCAUCUACAGACAGCACCUUACGAUUGUGGGAUGUAAAGGAAAAUCUGCCAGUUCGUACCUUUAGAGGUCAUACAAAUGAGAAAAACUUUGUUGGUCUCACAGUAAAUAGAGAAUACAUUGCUUGUGGUAGUGAAACAAAUGAAAUCUUUGUUUACCACAAGGAAAUAUCCAGACCUCUGACAUGGCAUAGAUUUGGCUCACCAGAUGCAGCCGAUGUGGAGGAUGAUGUGGGAUCUUAUUUCAUCAGUGCUGUUUGCUGGAAGAGUAACAGUCCUACUAUCCUCACUGCUAACAGCCAGGGAACAAUUAAGGUGCUGGUUCUUGCGGUUUAAGAAGUUCAUUUGACCAUUUAGGAAUAGAAAUUCUAUAGAGAUGCACGUUUAGCUCAAUUGUAUGUAAUGUUCACAAUAGUCCACGUGUUAGGAAAAUACAACACAGAUGGGUCUUUUUGAGUUAAGGUUACGUGUACCCAUCUAAAACCUGGGUGGGGUAUUUUAUCCCUAGCCUUUGGUGACCAUCUAUUCCUCUAUCCAUACCCUAUUUGUGAUAGUCAAUAUUUCCUCGAACCAAUCAUUGCUCUGGAAGCCUGUGUUCUUUAAAAUGGUUACAAUGAACUUUAGGAUGCCCUUGUACCCUGGAACAAGCUUUGAAAUAGCAUCUUCACUUGCAAAUGAGUCUGACUUUGAAGUGAACGACAAUGGAGAACAUGGGGGGUAGUGUCUAGAGAGUGAGCCAUUUGGUGGCAUUGAGCCGUGAGACAGUGAGAGAAAGGACUGACUAACGCAUCAGUCAAGUAUUUGAUGUCAAUCUUAUUAGACGGAGACUUCCAAACUUUAGAGCAUAUUUCACUCCAAAAUAUGGGAGUUUCUUGAUCCUUUUUCUGUUUAGAAUGUUCUUGAUAAUUACCAAUAAACCACAAAGUAAUCUCCAAAACAAAAACUAUCUUGUGGGUGACAGUUUCUUUUUGGACGGGGUCAGCAACACAGUAAAAUCCUGUACAUUCGGAUUCUGCAAUUUAAUGUCGAAAUCAUCAUCCCAUUUGUCAACCUUGCCCUCCCUUUGCGCUUGUAAUCCUCCUUGAUUUAGGCUUUAAAAACAAAAUUAGGAAUAGAAUGUUUGGAUGAUUCGUGAGAAGCGGCAGCUAAGAUACGUCAUAGCCUGCUUUUGACUAGAAGCAAUAAAGAGUUGUUGGAUGACCCAUUCCUAUAUCCUUUUGGUUAUUUUGGUCUAAAGUUGAGGACCAUAAAUAUUGAAUAUCCCUAUAGUACCAAAAACUGUGGUUUGAAGGCGACCUUUAUUAUGAACUUUUUUUUUUUUUUUUUUAACCUUCAGCCAUGAUUUGAGUACUGCCUUCUGCUGCUUUACUUGACCUAUUCAUUUCAAUAAUUGAUGUUUGCUUUAA
Molecule: messenger RNA, 3203 nt
Organism: Cucurbita maxima (winter squash)
Lineage: Eukaryota; Viridiplantae; Streptophyta; Magnoliopsida; Cucurbitales; Cucurbitaceae
Product: E3 ubiquitin-protein ligase COP1
Exons: 13
Coding region: 106-2133 (675 amino acids)
Biological process (GO): proteasome-mediated ubiquitin-dependent protein catabolic process
Molecular function (GO): protein binding; ubiquitin protein ligase activity
Source: RefSeq, a predicted model, not a curated record